AUGCCCAAUUUUGCCGAUAGUUUUUGGUCGGAAGAUCUGGCGUCAGGUCUGCAGGUUUUGUUCAAGGAAUUGCACAACGGAUGCGAAGAAUGUGACAUGUACAUCCAGCUGUUUGCCUCCCGGAUGCAAUUUGAGGUGAACUAUGGCCGGCAGUUGGGUGAAAUGAGGGGGGAUAUCGAUAAUUUGGACAGCAUCAAGGAUAAGGUGGGGAUAACCUCUGUGAGGGCGCUGCUGGGAAUGACAGAACAGAUGGUCCAAGAGGGCAAGCAGCAUCUCGCGAUUGCAUCAAACAUUGAAUCGUUUGUAUUGCAGCCGUUUAGCCGCUGGUGCGACGACCACAGGAAACGUUUGGAGUACUCAGAGAAGAUCCUGAUGAGCAAUGUCAGUAAUUAUCAAAAAUCGAAGAAAUACGUCUCGAAAUUGGAAAGUGACUAUUUCAACAGAUGCAGGCAGCUGGAAGACUUCAAGAGGUCGAACUUCAGUGAGGAGGAGCUGGUUAACGCUACAGCGUCGCUGAAGCUGCAGGAGAAAUACGAGAGUGACGUUGCCAGAGAAAUGGACUAUCAGCACUUCGCGACAGUGGGUGGGAUGGAAUUCGAUGUCAAGAGUAUGAGGGAGGCUUUGAUCGUACUUUUGACGAAGUUGCCCAAAACUGAGUACAGGGUUCCUCUCAUCAAUUACACUCUACAAAACACUAACAGUGGUGGUGAGAUAACAAAGUUCCUGUUAGAAAAUAUGUCUCUAAAAGAUGUCGACCAAGCCGAGAACUUUGGGCAAGAUUUGCUCAAUCUCGGGUUCCUGAGCUACUGCAACGGUGUGGGCAGCAACUUUGUGAAUUCUAAGAAAUUCCAGUAUCAGUGGAAGGGUUAUGCUUAUAAAUUUGCAAGGAUACCACAGCCUUUUGGCGAAGCAGAUGUGAACAUCCCACAAGUGGAUCCUAAAAUUUCUCAUUAUCUCAAGGACUUCACUUCGAAAAUGUCGUCUGCUUCGCCAAAAAUGCCGUCGAUACCAACCAACACAUCGAUGAUUGGACCAACUUUAUCGAAUGCUGAGAGAGAAUUGUUUAGACUGACAAGAGAUGUUGAAGCUGCCGAUAAGAAGUAUCGUCGGGAGUGUUUCAAGAUGGACUCUUUACGAUGUUCCGUGGAAGAACUUAUAGUAGACCACCUGUCGUUCAUGGAAAAAUGCGAGGUAGACAGACUGAAAGCAAUUAAGAAAGCCGCAUUCGACUUUUGUGGGGCCAUUGGCAACAAAAUAUCUAGCUUGAAGAUAAGCGUCGAUGCUAUGCUUGAAAAUGAUGAUCAAAUAGAUCCUUCCGCUGAUCUGCUAAACUUAUUGUUCCAGUAUCGAACAGGAGUAUUUCAGCCCCGAGUCAUCACGUACAACAACUACUAUAACCCAGGCGCCUUCCAAAAUUUUGGUAUAGACCUUGAAACACGCUGCCGAUUGGAUAAGAGAGUUGUACCGCUGAUAGCAAGCGUGAUCCUGUCCUAUAUGGACCAGGUAUAUCCGGAUCUCCCUAGUGAUAGACUGAGAACGGCAGUGUGGACAGCACCAGUUAAGCUAAGUCUUUCUCAUCAAUUAAGAAGUCUUCUAAACCAGCGGCAAUUCCAAACCGAUGCAGAGGUUUUGGAAGUCAUCAAAAAUUACAACGGCGAACCAAGUACCGUGGCCAGUGUUUUGAAAAUAUACCUCUUGGAGCUUCCUGAGCGAUUGAUAACUAAUGAAAUUUACGACGUUCUAAAAGUACUAUAUGCCGAGUACUCGCUCACUCCGAAGAGCAAUGCAGAAGAAACUACGGUGGAGGAAGUCGGCGAGCAACAACAAACCGAAGCACAGACGAAAGAACAAGCUGAAGUCGACCAGGACCGGAUAACCGGUCUUGCGACGACUCUGUCAACGCUUCCAAAGCCUUACAUAGCGACCCUUGAUGCCAUCGUCGCUCAUUUUCAUAGAUUGAUCAAAAUCUUGAAAAUGGGAAAAGAUGGAGAGCAAUUGGCAACUCAGUUCACUUCUGCGAUUUCGCAAGAGUUUGCAAAUUGUAUCAUUGAAGUUCACAUGCCUGAUGGAAAUGAUUUGGGCUAUAAGAUUUUCUACGAUUUACUGUCACACAGAAAGAAAGUCUUUGGUGAACUAAAGAGACAGGGCACCAAGAAUAAGAAGGUAAGCUCUUUAGUGCCUUGA
This is a messenger RNA of Torulaspora globosa, 2184 nucleotides long. RefSeq names its product GTPase-activating protein RGD2 (gene RGD2). The coding region runs from base 1 to 2184 and encodes 727 amino acids. NCBI's taxonomy places the organism in Eukaryota, Fungi, Ascomycota, Saccharomycetes, Saccharomycetales, Saccharomycetaceae. The record is from RefSeq and is a predicted model, not a curated record. Gene Ontology annotation, cellular component: division septum; cytoplasm; plasma membrane. Gene Ontology annotation, molecular function: GTPase activator activity. Gene Ontology annotation, biological process: cytoskeleton organization; small GTPase-mediated signal transduction. The transcript has a single exon.